AUAUCUCUUGUGCCAGAUCUUGCAGCGUCUCAAGUAUUUAAAGUAAGCCCAAAAAUGAUGUACUUCAGGUCCCAGCUAAGCUACGGCUGCGCCUUGGCACUCUUCAGCUUAAAUCUAUUGAUGCUGCAGCAGUCCAGCGCCGAACUGUCCGCAGUUCAAGGCGCUCCCAUUAGUAGCCUGUAUGAUAAUCUACUGCAGCGUGAAUAUGCCGGACCCAUUGUAUUUCCGAAUCAUCAGGUGGAGCGCAAGGCGCAGCGUUCGCCGUCCUUGCGCCUGCGUUUCGGACGCAGCGAUCCGGACAUGUUGAACAACAUUGUGGAGAAGCGUUGGUUCGGCGAUGUCAACCAGAAGCCCAUUAGAUCGCCCUCGUUGAGGCUGCGCUUCGGUCGCCGCAGCGAUCCCAACUUGCCCCAAAUGCGGCGCACCGCCUACGAUGAUCUUCUCGAGCGUGAGCUGACCCUCAACAACCAGCAGGUGAAUCAACCAGGUGCUGGCUAUGAUGCAGAGCUUUCGGAUGACUAUGAUGUCGCCUUCGAGCGCGCCGUGCGCAAGCCCCAGCGUUUGCGCUGGGGACGCAGCGUCAUGUCCAGCCCAAUGGAUCUUGGCAAUAAUCGUGUGGACAAGGAUCAGCAGCGGGAACGCACUCAACUGGAACGGGAGUGGCUGAAGUGGCAGGAGAUGACCCGCAUGCUGUUGGCGCUGCAGCAGCAGUAUGACAGCUCUGCCGGCGAGCUUGCUGGCGGCUCUGGCGAGGACACCGAUGAGGAUCAGGAUGAGGACAACUCGGAGUAUCAGUUCCAGCGCGAGGCACGCAAGCCCAUGCGCUUGCGUUGGGGCCGCAGCACUGGCAAGGCGCCAGCCGAGCAGAAGAUGCCGUUGGCUGCUGAGACUGCGUCCGUCGCGCCCAAGUCAGAGAAUUAAAUAAAAAAAAAAUUGCUUAAAUCUGAAAAAUGGAAAUGAACAAAAGGACAAAGAUAACUUACUGAUAACACAAAUUAGGCGGAAA
Drosophila montana is the source of this 1006-nucleotide messenger RNA. RefSeq names its product short neuropeptide F precursor (gene sNPF). NCBI's taxonomy places the organism in Eukaryota, Metazoa, Arthropoda, Insecta, Diptera, Drosophilidae. Bases 55 to 921 code for a protein of 288 amino acids. The transcript is spliced from 4 exons. The record is from RefSeq and is a predicted model, not a curated record.